Caenorhabditis auriculariae is the source of this 1311-nucleotide messenger RNA. Lineage: Eukaryota; Metazoa; Nematoda; Chromadorea; Rhabditida; Rhabditidae. The record is from the annotation of a GenBank genome assembly.
AUGGCCGGGUGCGUUUCAUUUUAGACAUUUCCCAUAGAAAUUUCAUUUAUGAUUUCGCGUUCGCUUCGAAUCAAAUUGAAGAUGGCGUGUGCUUUUUCUCGAACAGAAAUCCGUCACACGCUAUUUUUCUUUUGAGUCAUAUACAUAGUUGGGCUGGAUCCAAUCUGGGCAACUGCCUAACUAUUAAAAACGUCCUAUUCCAGUAAUUUUUCAAAGAAAAUGUUGCGGGCGAAAGUCUGGGUUUGGAUCCAGCACACUUAUGAUCACAUAAUAGAGUUGAUUUUCAUUAAUGUUAAUCUAGGGAGGAAGAAAUAGUUCAUUUUUUAUUGACUGUUUUCUUCAGCCUAGCGAAGCCUCGUUCCGAGAUGACGGCCGAAGAACUGGCAGCUAAAGAGCAAGAGGAGUUCAAUGUUGGCCCUCUAUCAAUCUUGACCAACUCGGUGAAAAACAAUGCUCAGGUGACUUCCGAUAGUUAAUUUCUCUUCAUGUUGUAUGAUUCAGGUUCUGAUCAACUGCCGAAACAACAAGAAGCUUUUGGGACGCGUGAAGGCGUUCGACAGGCAUUGCAAUAUGGUUUUGGAGAACGUCAAAGAAAUGUGGACAGAGCUGCCGAAAACUGGCAAAGGAAAGAAGAAGGUGAACUUUUUUCGUUUCUAUAUUAUAUGAAGUUUGUUUUUCUUUUGGUUUGACGUAUUAAAAUGGGUUUUAUUACUACUGAGGUUUUUUUGUUGUUGAUGAGCGCAAUUUUUUUUAAUUUUUCGUAUGUUAAAACGCCAAAAGCUUUUUUUUUUUCUCAACGCCAUUUUUCAAAGUUUAUAAAAAAGUUUUAAACAGCUCAUUCAGGGUGUCACGACAAAUUUCAGAUAUUGCGUAUAGCAUAUUUUUCAAAAAUUUUUUUUCCCUCUGAACACUUUCGGAAAGCAUCCUUACGAUGCGCGCAGCCUGUCACCGUAUGCGCCUUUUAUUUAGUCCGAAAUUUUUGUUCUAUAGAAGGCUCAUUGAAACAGGCCGCGGGCAUCAAAGAAAAGCUGCCCGGAAGGCGUUGUAGUUCACAAAAAAAAAAUAAAAAGCGUGACAAGAAGAAAAAAUAGAAAGUGUGAAGCCGGCGCGGAAUCAAACGUAGGAAGAACAAAAUAGGGUUUUUUUUCGAAAUAGAUUUUCGAACUAAAAAUUUUUUAAAAUCAUAGGAAACUCAAAUUGAUUUUUUUAAGGCCAAGCCGGUUGCGAAAAGAUCGCUUCAUUUCAAAGAUGUUCCUUCGUGGCGAUUCCGUCAUUCUUGUCCUGAAGAACCCUCUUGCCCUACCGGAGUGA